GCCGGCCCCGCUGGCGCCGCCCGCAGCUCCCGUGGCUCCUCUGCCUAUUUUAGUCACAGCUGCGGCUCCGUGCCCGCCGCGGGACUGCCAGCGGCGACGAGCGGCAGCCCCGGGCUGUUGCCGUCCUGUCCGGGCGGCCCGGAAAGUUUUCCGCGGGGCAGGAGUCUCCAAGAUGAAUACUACAGCAAUGAGCCCACUCACUGUUACUCCACUAGGUUUUGUUCCAGACUUAAAAAAUUCCACCCUUGAUCCUCUCAAUGAGACUGCAUGUGAGAACUGGAAAGAGAUUCAUCAUCUUGUUUUCCACGUGGCAAACAUUUGCUUUGCAGCUGGACUGGUUAUUCCAACUACUUUGAAUCUUCAUAUGAUUCUUCUGCGAGGCCUGCUCACCAUAGGAUGCGCAUUAUUCAUCAUUUGGGCUACACUCUAUCGUUGUGCCUUGGACAUAAUGAUCUGGAAUUCUGUGUUUUUGGUUGUCAACCUUUUGCAUUUCAUAUACCUAGUGUAUAAAAGGAGACCGAUCAAGAUAGAGAAGGAGCUUAGCAGCCUCUACAAGAGAAUGUUUGAACCUCUCCAUGUGCCUCCAGAGCUCUUCCAAAGACUAACUGGACAAUUCUGCAACAUUCAGACUUUGAAGACAGGUCAAGCCUAUGCAGCAGAAGAUAAAACAUCAGUUGAUGACAGGCUAAGCAUCCUGCUGAAGGGGAAAAUGAAGGUGUCUUAUCGAGGGCAUUUUCUGCAUAAUAUCUACCCCUGUGCCUUUAUAGAUUCUCCUGAAUUUCGAUCAACGCAGAUGAACCGGGGUGAGAAAUUCCAGGUCACCAUUAUUGCAGAUGAUAAUUGCAAGUUCCUGUGCUGGUCCAGGGAACGGCUGACUUACUUUCUGGAGUCUGAGCCAUUUCUUUAUGAGAUCUUUAAGUACCUUAUUGGCAAAGAUAUUACAAAUAAACUUUAUUCAUUGAAUGACCCAACCUUAAAUGACAAGGCUUCAAAGAAGAUUGACCGACAGCCCAGCCUUUGCUCUCAGCUCUCUGUGAUGCAGAUGAGGAACAGCAUGGCCAGCACCAGUGACAGCGAGGAUGGCCUGCAGAUGUUUCUCCGUGGGACUUCUUCUGCGUCCUCGCUUCUGACAGGUCCAGCAGAGCGCCUUCCCUAGCUGACUCAUCGUUCACUUGCACAAAGAAAUUGCCUGCUACGUUCCAGAGAUCUCCUGGACUGCCUGCUCCCAGCCCUGUUGCCUUCCCACCAGAUACCAGGGUGGUCAAAACUCCCCAGGAGCACCAAGGCCUGUGAUCCAGUUGUUGAAAGAAGGCUCCCUUCUCCUUGCUCAGAUUGAUCAGGCAGCCUGUAGAGAUUCCUGCCGUGAAGUCUCCUCUGUUGGUCUGUUCUCUGAUCUUUGCCUUUAAGCCCUCGAGUGGCUUUUCACCUGUUCCACACACAGCAAAGUUCCGUGAAAUUGAAGCCACUCCUUUGCAUAGAGAGCCCUUGGGUGAAUUGCACACUCAGAAAGAAAUUGUAAAACUGUGUUUGUGUGAUUAGUUACAAUUAAAAUGUCUCUUUCAGGCUUAACAGCAAAACUCUUACACCAGUAUUUCAGUUUUGGGAGAAAGUGCUUGAAAUGCAUGGCAAGUUCAGCUGUAAUUAUAUAAAUCUCCAGGAUGCACUUGUGCUUAGCACAUACUUGAUAAAUACACUUUUCUCUGUUGUACUUUUCCUUGGUUUGUGUACCUUUUUUUGUAUACAGGGUGUGCUUUACCCAAGAGAGGGGGUUUAUGUGUCUUUUAUGUUCUGAAAUUCCUUCAGCCCAGCUGAGGCAGCAGCCUUCCAAGUCCAAGUACUUUCCCUUACUUUUGGGGAGGCAGAGGGAUUGCCCCUAUACCAUUGCAACAUACACCUUGGGAAGUAUUGUUAUUUCUUCUUUGUAUUUUGAUUGUGAAAUUUCUGACUUCUGUAAAAGGUUUGUUCAUCUCCUAGAACUGUAAUGCUUCAAUCUUUGUUUUUACCAAGAUAGCUUGUUUGUUUUUCCUGGGUACUGUCAUUGCCAAUGGUGGGGUUGCUGCCCAGGUGAGCUCUGCUUAAAGAUUUGUAUUCAGUGUGGGUUGUGGCCACAUAUGCCCUUUUUUCAGGUAACAGGGAAAACUGAAAAAAAUAUCUGCCAUUUGCCUUGUCACUGUUUUUCAAAAAUCUUCUGCUGGGUGCUCUCAGUGCAACAGCUGGGGUACUUUUUUGUCUGUUUUUUUAAGAUUUACUAUAAGGCACAUGCUGAGGCUUACAGUUCCAGUGCUGUUCCCUGGAUCCUCCUUCUACAGGCAUUCAUUUGUUAACUUAGAACAAAAAACCACAAUCCAAAAUCCUCAAAAGAUUUUGUGAGAAACAUAUGGAAAUGUCAGGUUUUUUUCUUUUUAUAAAAGUAGAAUAAAAAAUUAAUGAAGGGAACUUUCUUGUACAGGAACUCUAUAGGAAUACUGUUUUGUCAUUGCUAGGUGAUUGUUGUGUGGACAAAGCCUCCCACUACAAUUAUAAUUUUUACUACUAUAAUCCAAAUAAGUUUUCUUCUCCUAAUUUCCAUAUUCUUGAAAAAAUGAGCAUUUAUAUUUUUGUAUAAUCCCAUCUUUUAAAAUUAUGCAUUUAUCAGUGCUGUAAAUGAUAAGCUUUGACUCAUUUUCUCAAGAAAUUAAUAUUAAUCCUAUUUCAAAGUGUUUAGUAAUAAAAGGGUUAAAAUUACUGAUUAGUAGGUCCCAAGCCACAAUUACUAACAAAAGUACGUUUUUAAUUAAUUAAGAAACCCAACUAACUGUUUGCUUUUAUAUUAAGGAAAUAACCAACAAGAGUUCUAUAAUGCUUACGGAGUGAGUCGUUUGCAGCAUGAUGUUUUCUGUUGAUAACAUCACAUUAACUCAGCAGGCAUCCUCAAAAAGGUAUUGAAGUGGAGUUUGUUUAUCAUGUGACAUUUGUGCUUGACAUCUGUGGUCCAUCUGUAUGUAAUUCAUUAGUAAGUGAAAUAAGGUAUCUCAUUUCCCAAAAUUUGAGUUAAGCAAAAAUAGUUUAACCUGAUCACAAGCCUAGUUUCACCUGAAUUUCAGUCCUUUAAAUAAUAUUUUGGUAUUAGUUUCUGUUCUGUAAUUCUAUUGCUUGACAGCCAUUCACAUAUUUAUUAGAGAUACAGUCUUUUUUUCUGUGGUACUUGUUUUAGACAUCUCAGGUUUGCUGGUGUAUGCAUCUGUAUUUGUUAACUUCUAAGCUGAGCAGGAAUGUAAAAAGGUUUUGGUUUGGUAAUGCUUUUAGUGGUAUUAUAAAAUUAUAUGCUCCUUGCUUGUGAUUGAAAGCAGGAUUGGAUGUCACAGGAAUUUUAAUACAUAUUUUGGUUUAGGCCCUCAAGAAAGGGCAGCAAAAUGUAGUGAAAGGAAGGUAUGGCUCAGUCACUUGAACAUCUGUCCAACACUGGAUAAUGGCAUCAAUAGACAAAAUUUUGUAUUUGGAGCAAAGAGCAUGUCUUUGCAACAAACAGGCUGAGGGAAUUAAGCCUUAUAUUGGAUCCUGUUGUACAAACUUAUGGCCGCUUACUUCUGUUUUCUGGAGGGAAUUAAGUGGCUUUAAACAGAAGAAAACCAUUUUAAAAAUAACAAUAAACUACACUGAAACAAAGAUCUACCAAAAAAAAGCAUCUGGAGCUGUAACUCAUCAUUUUCAGGCGCCCUUUUACCUUCGGGUGUCUCCCAGAAAAGCCAAUUUUGUAUCCAAAUGUACCCACAGAUGCUGGGUGGGGCACAUUAGCCAGUUAAUUGCUCUAGUUACCCUUUGCUUAGGCCAUAAAACACAUCUGUCUGGGAAGAAAUGUUUAAUAAUUUCAGUUUAAUAUGUUUAAAUAAUUUUAAUUUAAAAUGUUUAAUAAUUUCACAUCUAAAAAUGUGCUUGAGUAACCCUGUAUUGUGGCAGUUUAAGUAAUUUUUGAAUCUCAAAAGAAAACACUAAUACAUUUUCAACAUAAAAAGUUCUGAAACACCAAUUCCAAACAUUGUCUUUGUGAAUAUGACUUAAAAAUGCAUUAGUGUCAUAACUUGCUGGUGUUGCCUGUGUCUGUAUAUUGUUCUCUGUGUGUAACACAUCCAGUGUAAAUGAGUGUAAAAGCCCUCAUAAGUGGGCUUCUUUAACACAGCACUUUACUGUCUACCUGAUAAAUGUUUCUUAAAAAUAAGAGUGUGUUACAGCUAUCAGUAUUUUUUUCAAGAACAUUUAAAUUUUUAGCUUGGAUGCAAACAGUCUGUUAGCAUGGCCUUUAUCUCUUGUUGUUUUCUUCUCAAAUGGGAUUUCAGAGAUUUCCAUAAUCUUUUUGGUCAUCAUAUGCUAGCUGUUUGCAGCCUCAUACUGUUGUGGUGGUCUGAGAAGAGGGUACUGAGAAAAAUACAUGUCCACAUGUAGAUUUGAUUUCAGUAUGAACAGUGGAAAACAGAACUGUUCAGCUGGUGAUUCAAGGGAGUUCUGUGGUUUGACCCUCAUACUGAAAAUUUAACUGCAGUAGAGGUAGUUUGCAUUGGUAACUUGCCCUAAAACUCCAUUUAAUGUCUUGACAGUGAAAUCUGUGGUGUGAGCCCUGCCCUGGCAGACAAGUUGCUGCCUUUCUAAAAGGUAGUUUUUUUGCAGUGAAAUCACUGUCAGUUGAAAAUUAUGUGGUCUUUGCCUGUAAAUCUUGUUUUCUCUAUGGUUGUUUAUGGAGAUAUAAAUCUUGUAUAAGUUUUACAUUAUCAGGCUGCGUAAAACUUAUGAAGAUGUGUCAGAGGAGGUUUAGGUCAGCUUUUAGGAUAAGGCUCUUCACCCAGGGUGUGGUUGGGUAGGCUCCCCAGGGAAGUGGUCACAGCACCAGGCUUGGCAGAGUUCAAGAAGGUUGCGUCUAAGUGUCUGGACAAUGCUCUCAGGCACAUGGUGUGACUCUUGGGACGUCCUGUGCAGGACCACGAGCUGAUCCUGAUGAGUCCCUUCCUUCCAACUCAGCACAUUCUGUGACUUAGUGCUUUAAAGGCAGUUGUGGCUUUGAUGCUGUGCCCCUCCAAGGUUUGCCCAGUGCACUGAGGAGCCUCCCCCGCAGCCAGGGCAGCGUGCAGAUGUACACACCCUUUGUACUUGGGGCAGCCACUCAUGGUUGAAUGGAGGUGGGUCAGUGAGGGAGUGUAAGGGUGAGAAAAUGAUCUCUGGGGAACAAGCAGUGGGCACCCUGUGCAGUUGGGGUCUGGGUCUGCACUGAACCUGGGGAGAAUGGUGUGUCUGUGGUUAGCAGCAGGCAUUGCUGGUUCAUAGCAGCGUGGUUGUUCCAUGUCUAGAAUUGCCUGGCGCUCUGGCCAAAUAACAAAGAAACCUUCACUUAGAAAUCCUCUCACGAAGCAACUAGUGCAGGGUCAUCAGAGUGUGUCCCCUUUGUCACAAAUAGGUCUAUGCAGCAGGUGUGUGUUGUUAAAUUAACUGGUAAUUUCUUUGUACCUGUGACAGGCCCAGGGCGCACAUCUCCUUACCUGAGAACGUCAGCAAAGAUGAAGCCCAUAGAGGAAAGUGUUGAGGACGAUGUCUUUGAAGCACCGUCUGCUGAUAAGCUCGAGCUCCAGCGGCUGCCUUAAACAGUUGUGUCCUUAGGUGUAUCAGAGCUUGCACAAAGCUCCAGUGCAACAGGAAGGAGAUGAAUUUGGGAGGAGUCUGAAAGCUAAGCCCACCUCUCCAUGUUUGAAUUUACUGCAGCAUAUGCCAGUGGUUUCUAGAUACAAAUGUCAUGUAUUAUUUUACUUCUAAAUAAAAUAAAAUAAAUAAAAACUUG
Messenger RNA from Serinus canaria (Common canary), 5800 nucleotides. RefSeq names its product blood vessel epicardial substance (gene POPDC1). Gene Ontology annotation, cellular component: sarcolemma. The coding region runs from base 173 to 1156 and encodes 327 amino acids. The record is from RefSeq and is a predicted model, not a curated record. The transcript has 8 exons. Gene Ontology annotation, molecular function: cAMP binding. NCBI's taxonomy places the organism in Eukaryota, Metazoa, Chordata, Aves, Passeriformes, Fringillidae.